CUAGCAGAUGUAACAUUGGACAUUUGAAACAGUAUGGGGUUAACGCUAGUAGCCACAAGAUGACCCACAACAUCAAUCUGAUUGAAGUGUCAAAAUAUGGCACCAAUGUUGCUAUCAUUGAGUUCAUUAAACAAGCUGAAGACGCGGGCUACACUUUCUAUCAAGACGCUUUAGACUUUUCUUUAAUCGAAUCUUGCAACAGAGGCCUCAAGACCUUGGAUCAAUUCGUCGUCAGUCUAGGCGCAAAUGUCAACAAAAAAAGAGAAAACGGAGACACGCCUCUGCAUAUUAGUGCUGGUAAAGGUUUCACAGAUAUUUGUAGGUUACUUCUAGCAAAGGGCUGUGAUAUUAACGCACUAAAUGAUGAUGGGGAUACGCCUCUGAUGGCAGCAGUUCAGCCGUCUGGUUCUAUUGAACUUAUUCAUUUGUUGUUAGAGCAGGAUAACGUUGAUAUAGAUCACAAAAACAAAAAUGGCGUCACGGCUUUGAUGAAAGCUUUCGAAGAUGGACAUAAGGAUGUUGUGAAUCUCUUGCUAAAUUUUGGAGCUACUCUAGACGGCAAAGCAGGAUCUACUGGUACCGAGACAGAGAAUGCAAAUUAUAAAGCAGGUAGACUUAACAAUGUCCAUGUUACACAGUUAUUGAGUAAUGUCAUAAACGAUAACACCUUGAUAGCAGCAGCUAUUGUCAAUACAAUUUACUUAUCACACAAUAGUUACGGCAUUCUGGUCCAACUUUUGGCGUCCAUCAAAAACGGAAACAGGUGCGUGAAUAAACACGUUCUUCAAAUUUUCCAAACUCUGAUUAAAUGUGGAUUUGACGUAAACUGGAAGUCUGAUUCUGGUGAGACUCCUCUGGUUCUGGCUGUGGAGAUUGGAAGUGCAGAACUUGUUGAGAUGUUGUGUUCGUUUGGCGCCAGACUCUCCGAUAAAGAGGUCACAAUUGCCGCCCGACAAGGACGUAACGACAUCAUAUCAUUGCUGUUAUACUACGGCGCCCCAGCCUGUGGGUCGGCCCUUGAAACAGCUUUAGCUUCUGAACACAUUGACACGGCACAAAACCUGAUUCAACACGGUGUGGUUUUAGACGUUGCAGUGUCCAUGACUACGGCGGUUAUCCAAUGUAGCAAAGACGCAUUAAGAUUUAUUGCCACUAAUUACCCCAACGAAUCAAAAAAGAUCGCGGAAGAUACAAACAGAGGCUUGCUACACGCAGCAGUGAAGCUAGGCGAUGUUGAUAUUGUUAACAUUUUGUUGGACUUGAAUGCUGAUGUUAAUGGUGUUUACGACAACAAAACGCCUUUACUGACAGCAAAUCACGAGACUGUGAUUGAUCUGUUGGUGACCAGAGGAGCGGAGGUAAAUUAUAAAGAUGAUGACGGGAUGACUGCGCUGCAUCACGUUGUAGAAAACAAUUGCUUUGAAAAAGUUAAGAUUCUUGUACAGAAUGGAGCGGACACAAAUGCUCAAAAACUAUACGGAAAAGCACCUUUACAUUUGGCGACCUUGGGUGGUAACAUUGAGAUUAUUCAGUUACUUCUACAGAACGAUGCAGAUCCCCAGUUACAGGAUAGCGACGGGGACACACCUUUAAUUAUUGCUGUGAGGAAGGCCGAGAAAGAUCCAUGGAAUGGUCAAAGAGCAAUUGAAAUAUUGAUUGAAGCUAGUUCCGACUUAAUUGUGAGGAAUCGUAAUGGAAACUGCGCGUUACACAUAGCGGCACAUCAGGCGUGUCACGAGGCUUUGAGAAGUUUAAUUGAUGCCAAAGCUGAUCUAAAUAUAACUGACAAACAUUCUGCCACAGCCUUGUCCCUAGCUCUAGAUCAACUUCAUAUCUUAGACUAUGGUUUCGAUUGUGUCUCCAUUCUACUGGAACACGGUGCAACUGUCCAGUUUGUCCACCCUGAAAUGAUCCACCGACUGACGUCACUUGGGUGGAGCAGAGUCGUACAGCAGCUCAUCCAGCGAGGGCUGCCACCCAGUGAGAUCGUGUUUUUAAAGAACUCGUGUGGCUGGCCCACAUCCACCCCCGUCACGCCCUUCUCUGUGGCCCUGUUGAUGGAAAACAUCGAGCUGGCCAGUUUUAUGCUGGACGUCUGGUACUUGACGCCGUCUGAUGUACGGACACUGUCUGGUCAAACGUCUGUCACAGACUCGUUGAGGAGAAAAGCUUUGUUUCGGUCAGUCAACUUUCUGGAAAAGGCGACAGUAAGACUAUUGACACUAGAACAACUUUGUUUCAUUAACCUUUCCACCUACAUUGGUACUGAUGCAACUAGAAUGGAACAAAUUGACAAGAUGCAUUUACCGAACAUCUUUAAAAACAAGCUGAAGUUUAAUACAACACAGAUCACUCUGGGCUAAAAAGAGUAUCCGGAAGACCAACUCUUGUACUACUUUAUUGAAAUGUAUGGUAG
Physella acuta is the source of this 2416-nucleotide messenger RNA. RefSeq names its product ankyrin-3-like. The record is from RefSeq and is a predicted model, not a curated record. NCBI's taxonomy places the organism in Eukaryota, Metazoa, Mollusca, Gastropoda, Physidae. Gene Ontology annotation, molecular function: protein binding.